Molecule: messenger RNA, 2631 nt
Organism: Necator americanus (New World hookworm)
Lineage: Eukaryota; Metazoa; Nematoda; Chromadorea; Rhabditida; Ancylostomatidae
Exons: 6
Coding region: 1-2631 (876 amino acids)
Molecular function (GO): catalytic activity
Source: RefSeq, a predicted model, not a curated record
AUGGAGGCAGCACUUGGAACCAAGAUGGGACCGUCGCAAACUGAAGCGAUCGGUGGUGCCAGCAAGGGUUUCAUCACGCUCCCAGCCGCUACGCUCAACCGAAGUGCCUCGAGAGAAGCCGCGCACGCAAUUGCGCUACCGAAACGGAAAAGGACUAGAAUAACGAUCUGUACAUAUAACGCAUGUACGCUUGCAUCGGAAGCGGCCAUCGAAGAUCUGAUGAUGCAAGCCAGGAAGAUCAAGUACGACGUCAUCGGACUGACUGAGACGAGACGACGUCACCCUCUCAACGCCGUAUAUGAAACUGGAGAAGAACUGUUCUUAGGAACAUGCGACAGUAGAGGUGUUGGUGGAGUUGGCGUCCUCGUCAACACGAGAACGGCAAAGAACAUCGACUCUUUCGAACAACUUACGACCCGAAUCGGACGUCUGCGGAUGACAAGAUGUGGCCCUACACCAGCUUUGACUAUCUUCGUCGCUUACGCUCCAACAUUAAGCUACGAAGAAGAAGAAGUCGAAGCUUUCUACAUGGACCUGGAGAAGUUCUACAGAGAAGAUCAUGCCUGCUGCAAGGUCAUGAUUGGCGAUUUCACCGCCAAGGUUGGUCCAAGAAGAACGCCGGAGGAACUUCACAUCGGGGCCCACGGCCUACAGUGGAACGAUCAGGGGGAGAGGCUCUCCGACUUCAUCAUGACGACUAAGACCAUCCAUGGGAACUCGCAAUUCCAGAAGCCCUCCUCUCUACGCUGGACGUGGGAGUCACCCAGUGGAGGGUACCGUAAUGAAAUAGACCACAUCAUCGUCAAUAGAAGGUUCUGCCUGAAGGACGUCGCUGUUGUACCAAAGUUCUAUACGGGAUCGGACCAUCGCCUCCUCCGAGGAAGAUUUUCUUUCACAAGGAGAGCAGAGAAAGCAGCCAUGUUCAGAGGAAGAAAUCCCAGAACUAUCAUCAACUGGGACUUCUUCGCUACGCGCCCACAAAUGUUCCAUCGAACACUAUUUUUCGAAUUUCUCGUUCUGGCAGUCUCUUUUUCGGAGACCAAUUUGAAGAAAGCCCCCGAAUGCUCCAAGCUGGAAGGGUUCGUUAUGGUUGGAGUGGACAAAUACGCCUUGAAUGAUAGUAGCAUAAGAGAUCAACUUUAUACUGGAAUCUUGCAGUACGCAACUCAAUCAAUCGAUAUCAAGAUCAAGUACGACAUCAUCGGACUGACUGAGACGAGACGACGUCACCCUCUCAACGCCGUAUAUGAAACUGGAGAAGAACUGUUCUUAGGAACAUGCGACAGUAGAGGUGUUGGUGGAGUUGGCGUCCUCGUCAACACGAGAACGGCAAAGAACAUCGACUCUUUCGAACAACUUACGACCCGAAUCGGACGUCUGCGGAUGACAAGAUGUGGCCCUACACCAGCUUUGACUAUCUUCGUCGCUUACGCUCCAACAUUAAGCUACGAAGAAGAAGAAGUCGAAGCUUUCUACAUGGACCUGGAGAAGUUCUACAGAGAAGAUCAUGCCUGCUGCAAGGUCAUGAUUGGCGAUUUCACCGCCAAGGUUGGUCCAAGAAGAACGCCGGAGGAACUUCACAUCGGGACCCACGGCCUACAAUGGAACGACCAGGGGGAGAGGCUCUCCGACUUCAUCAUGACGACUAAGACCAUCCAUGGGAACUCGCAAUUCCAGAAGCCCUCCUCUCUACGCUGGACGUGGGAGUCACCCAGUGGAGGGUACAUCGUCGUCAAUAAAAGAGAGGCGGUAAAGGAAGACCUUAAAGAGAGAAGAGCAGAAGUGCUGGCUGAAGCUGCAGAGGCGGGAAAAAGCAUCCGCUAUGCCCGUCGAGACUUCGCCAGUCACAAGACGAGGAUGACUGCUCUCCGGAACCCAAAGGGAACAGCCAUUGCAUCGAGAAGGGGGAUGAAAAAAAUCAUCUACGACUUCUACUCUGAUCUCUUCGACAGCCAUGUCCACUUGCCUCUUCACCAUCUGAGGGAAGACGGACAAGUCAUUCCAGAGGUUCUCCCGUCCGAAAUACGACAUGCUAUCAUGUCGGUAAGAAAUCGUACGGCACCCGGUCCCGACAGAAUAAGACCAGAACACCUGAAGAGCCUUCCGCCAGUACUCAACACCCUGGCGAGGCUGUUUAAACGUUAUCUGUCGGAAUGCAAGGUUCCUAAACAGUGGAAGACCAACAAGAGCGUGCUGUUGUAUAAAAAGGGAGAUCCACAUGACAUCGGCAACUAUUGUCCAAUCUGCCUACUGUCCGUCAUCUACAAGCUCUUUACAAAAGUAAUCCUUAAUAGGAUUGAAAAAGUCUUGGAUGAAGGACAGCCAUGCGAGCAAGCAGGGUUUCGAAAAGGAUUCAGCACGAUUUACCACAUCCACACUGUUUCGAAACUCAUCGAGGUAUCACGAGAGUACAAGAUGCCGCUCAUUCUCACCUUCAUCGACUUAAAGAAGUCCUUCGACUCAGUUGAGACGGAAGCGAUCGUGAAAGUCUUGGACAAGCAAGGCGUCCCUACUCAGUACAUAAAGGUACUUCGAGAGUUGUACAGUAACUUCAUGACCGGAAUUUCGCCAUUCUACAAGAACAUCAUCAUCGACGUGAAGAGGGGUGUCCGACAGGGUGAUACAAUUUAA